Messenger RNA from Formica exsecta, 2150 nucleotides. RefSeq lists its product as uncharacterized. The transcript has 7 exons. The record is from RefSeq and is a predicted model, not a curated record. Lineage: Eukaryota; Metazoa; Arthropoda; Insecta; Hymenoptera; Formicidae. Bases 303 to 1451 code for a protein of 382 amino acids.
CGUGACGUGACGUCACGAUGUGCGCGCAGGACGUUCUCAUUCAAUCUUCGGAUUUCGCUGCGCUCGCAAUUUUCAUCCGCUUUUCGCCCUAUCAAACCUUUUGCAAGCUCAAAUACAUUCGGUUGCUGAUAAAACUUGAAGAAGCUUCAUUUAUGCUAAAAAACUUAGGCUAUACAAUUGUGCUGGUGCGUGACUGUUGAAUGUGAGAUUCCACUGGCGAGAAUAAUAGAUAAUAAAAAUUGAUAAGAGGAAGGCAAUUAAAAGAACAAAUUCUGGUUUGUGUUAACAAAAAACUUAUAAAAAUGACGUCCAAAGUGCUGAUGAAACUACCAACAGUGCCCUUUCCUCAAGNAAAGAAAGCGCCACCUGAUCUGGUUUCUUUGAGUGAAAGGAAUGAUGGAUUCGCACAUGUUAGGCAUCAAAGCUUGAACAUAGACAGAGUGGUACAACUUGAACAGAACAUGAAAUUUUUACAAGAACAACAUCAGGCAACUUUGGUCGCUUUACAUCAGGAGAUAGAAUCUUUGCGCCAAAGAAAUAGAGAUUUACAAUUUCAAUUGGUAUUCUCCAAAAGAGCACAUUGCAAUGUGGCUAGCAGUCCUUCUUCUCCUGAAGAUAAUGGAAAUGGGUUUGCGAAAUCAAAGAAUAGCCCAAUGUGUGUCAAUGUAACACCUCUGCAAGUGGAGCUUUUGGAGAAAGACUUACAAGACAUCAAGGCGUCAUUACAAGAGGCCAAAACACAUAACCAAUAUUUAUCAAGUAUUAUAGAGCAGCAGAAAAAAAGGUUGGACAUAAUCAAAGAUCAAAAGGAUAAAAUCGAGAUGACAGAUGUAGGAGUUCAAGUCGGAGAUCCUGUACAAGCAAGCCUGGUUGUCCUUUUGGAAGAAUCGUAUGCGAUGGUAAAGCGAUUACACAAGGAAAACAUGGAUCAGAAGAAGGAAAUAGCUUCGCUGAGAGCGGCUUCCUCGGCAAAUAAUCCCGGUUCCAGCAGAGGUGGACGCUCUCGCGAUGGUAACAAUAGCCAUCAUAGCCGUACUUCGCCUACGAGUACAACGAUGCAGGAACAGAGCUCUCGUAAAUUUCCACCGUUACCGAUACCGAGCUACUGGCAUCGCAGAUCAUCGAGAUAUAACACAAAUCGGCACGAAAAGCAAGAUCAUCAGGCGGAUGCGGCCGAUUCGACCGUUUUACCCCAACUCCAGAACGGCAACGUAAGAUCAGCGGAAGCGGCUAAUAGUUGUUUCGAGUCACCAUCGUACCGAUCGCGCGAAUAUCGCAAUUAUGGUCGUGACGGCAAUAACCGCAAAUACAGAGGUCAAGCUUCGCGAAGGGAGAGUAAUCAUUAUUACCAUUCUCGCGAUUUCAAAGACAGAAAUUCUAAAGAUUAUCCGAAGGAUGCGGAUGACACUGGCGAAGGAUCAAAGGAUGCCGAUAAUCCACGGAGACAGUAGAUCGCGAAGUAUAAGUCGCCGAUUCGUAGAGAUUAUACAAUCUGGCGAACUUUAGUUCUUCGCAUUGGAAUGCAUUAAGAAUCUUUCGAUACUAUAACAACUAUAUAAGAAUAAUCGGUAACAAGCGAUCAAUGUUUUCUUGUACACAUUCACUGGUGCUGAUCAAUCAUGUCAGUCAGUUUUAUGCAUAUAUAGCUUGUAAUAGAAUAGUGGCGACGAUGACAAGUAUAAGCUGUACGAUUUUCAUGGAUGGAACAAUCUAGUCCAAUACCAAUUUUAUUCGUUAUAGACAUAAAGGAAUAUAGGAGAACUCAUGCUUUGUAGAUUGAUGAUAAGCAACAGCAGAGUGUUUAGCAAAAGACUUUGAUAGACAAGGAGGCUUUUCCCCUUCUUACACAGAGACAAGAAAAGACACGACCAAACUUACCAAGUGUUAGUCUUUUGGCUGAUGCUUACAUUUGACGAACUUGAGCUUAAUAUACGUGCAAUAUUUCAAUGCUAUCGAUGCAUGCAUGUAUGUAUAUUAAACUUUUGCUCGGUGAUGAAGCAUUAAAGAGCUGCUUCUCAGAAUCGAACCUAGUCAUUUUCAUGUAUUCUAUAUUAUUGAAACGGUAAAUCAUUUAACGAUCUUGCUAUUAUUCAUACACACAUAUAUAUACAUACAUAUGUAUAAUAUAUAUACAUAUAUAUGUAUAUAUA